AUGGAUUCCCAAGUAAUGUUUUUUAACGAUGAUGUUCGAUAUAAUCCAUGUGAAUUACAUUCUUAUACAUUCUUUUAUCCACAUCGUACAGACAUUCAUAAAUACUAUCAAUGUGAUGAAUUUGGCAAUGCUUAUUUACGUUCUUGUGGUAAACUUAUAUGGGACAGAAUUCAUAUGACAUGCAAUUGGAAAUUUGCUGUAAUUCGUUCAUUUCCACGAUUCAUAUCAACUUUGAAAAUAAGUCGAUUCACUUCGAGAACACAAUCAAGCUCGACUGCUCCUUCACUCUUAUCUUCAUGUAAACCAAUUAAUCCAUGUGGUGCACAUGGUAAAUGCAUUGAAUGGUAUAGAACAACCUUAAAUAUAUAUCGAAAAUUUACAUGUAUUUGUUCAAACAACUGGUUUGGUCCAUUAUGUGAUAAACAUAUUGAUGAUUUCACAACAGUGAAAACCACUCAGAUUCAAAACUUUCCUCUAACACAAAAGAAAAUUUUACCACUUAUGUUGACAACAAAACGUUCAACGACUAUAUCUAAUGAUUUCAAGGAAAGCCAUAUAAUUGAAGAACUUGAUCGACCACAUGAAACGACUCCUUCAGAAAUCAAACAAGAUGCUGAAGUAUCACAUAGUACUGAAGAUCCCAAUCUAGCAAAUACUGAACCACCAUCUAAUGUUGAAGAAAUCAAUGCAGCAACUACUCAAGCAAAACUUAAAGCUGAAGAACCGAAUCUAGCAUAUGAUGAAACAUCAUCUAAUGGUGAAGUUCUACAUCCAGCAAAAGUUGAAGCAUUACCUAAUUCUGAAGAACCAAGUCCAGCAAGUAUUGAAGCAACAACUAAUCUUAAAGAAUCGAGCCUAGAAAAUAUUGAAGCAACAUCUGAUGUUGAAGAAACGAAUUCAAAACAUACUAAAGCACCGUCUAAUACUGAAGAAACAAAUGAAGCUAUUACUGAAAUAACGCGUAUAGGUGAAGAAUCGAAUUCAGCAUAUGAUGAAGCAUCAUCUACUCCUGAAGAUCUAAAGUCAGAAAAAGUUGAAGCAUCAUCUACUGCUGAAGAACUAAAUGUAGCAACUACUAAUUCUCAGGAAUCAAGUCCAGAAAAUAUUGAAGCAUCACUUAACACUGAAGAGCCGAAUCCAGUUAAUAUUGAAGCAACAUCCGAUGUUGAAGAAACGAAUUCAAAAAAUACUCCUGCACCAUCUAAUACUAAAGAAUUGAAUCCAGCAUAUGAUGAAGCAUCAUCUACUACUGAAAAAUCAAAUCUAGAAUAUACUGAAGCAUUACCUAAUGUUGAAGAAUCAAGUCCAACAAAUAUUGAAGCAACACCUAAUCUUAACGAAUCAAACCUAGAAAAUAUUGAUGCAACAUCUCAUAUUAAAGAAACAAAUUCAAAGAAUACUGAAGCAUCAUCAUCUAACGCUGAAGAAGUAAAUGUAGCAAUUACUGAAAGAACACGUAAAGUUGAAGAAACAAAUCUGGAAUAUACCGAAGCGUUACCUAAUGUUGAAGAAUCAGUCGCAGAAAGUACUGAAGCAUCGUCUCUUGCUGAAGAACUAAAUGUAGCAACUACUAAAUCAUCUAAUUCUGAAGAACCAACUCCAGAAAAUAUUGAAGCAUCACUUAACACUGAAGAACCGAAUACAGUUAAUAUUGAAGAAACGAAUUCAAAAAAUACUCAUGCACCAUCUAAUACUAAAGAAUUGAAUCCAACAUAUGAUGAAGCAUCAUCUACUACUGAAAAAUCAAAUCUAGAAUAUACUGAAGCAUUACCUAAUGUUGAAGAAUCAAGUCCAACAAAUAUUGAAGCAACACCUAAUCUUAACGAAUCAAGCCUAGAAAAUAUUGAUGCAACAUCUCAUAUUGAAGAAACAAAUUCAAAGAAUACUGAAGCAUCAUCAUCUAAUGCUGAAGAAGUAAAUGUAGCAAUUACUGAAAGAACACGUAAAAUUGAAGAAUCAAAUGUGGAAUAUACCGAAGCACUACCUAAUGUUGAAGAAUCAGGCGCAGAAAGUACUGAAGCAUCGUCUCUUGCUGAAGGACUAAAUGUAGCAACUACUGAAUCACCAUCUAAUUCUGAAGAACCAACUCCAGAAAAUAUUGAAGCAACACUUGACGUUAAAGAGACAAAUUCAAAAAAUACUGAAGCAUCAUCUAAUACUGAAGAAAUAAAUAUAGCAACUACUGAAAUAACACGUAAAGCUAAAGAAUUGAAUCCGGCAUAUGAUGAAACAUCAUCUACUCCUGAAGAUCUAAAUUCAGAAAAAGUUGAAGCAUCAUCCACGACUGAAGAAUCAAAUCCAGAAAAUAUUGAAGCAUCAUCCACUACUGAAGAAUCAAAUCCAGAAAAUAUUGAAGUAACAUCUGAUCUUGAAGAAACGAAUUCAACAAAUACUCUAGCACCAUCUAAUGUUGAAGAAUUAAAUGUAGUAACUACUGAAGCAUCACCUAAUUCUGAAGAAUCAAGUCCAGCAAAUAUUGAAGCGUCAUCUAAUUCGGAACAACUAAAUAUAACAAGUACUGAAAUAACACGUAACGUUGAAGAAUCGAAUUCAGCAUAUAAUGAAGCAUCUUAUACUACUGAAGAAUCCAAUCUGAAAUACAGUAAAGCAACAUCUACUUCUGAAGAACAAAAAUCUGUGUACGGUGAAGUAGCAUCAGAUCCUGAACAAUCAAAUCCGGAAAAUAAUGAAACAGCAACAUAUAUGGAAGAAUUAAAUUCAAUAAAUAAUGAAGUUACUACUUCAAUUCAUACGACGUUGUAA
This is a messenger RNA of Rotaria sp. Silwood1, 2763 nucleotides long. The record is from the annotation of a GenBank genome assembly. NCBI's taxonomy places the organism in Eukaryota, Metazoa, Rotifera, Eurotatoria, Philodinida, Philodinidae.